AUGGUGCUGUCGGUUGGAUCAGGCAAACCCGCGUCUACCCACGAACUGCCAAAAGCAACCCCGCCGGUAUCCGUACCAACGGCAGAAUACCAAAACAGGUCAGACCUGGUAGGCAACCUGGUGAAUACCGUAAAAGGAGCCGCUAAUUUUGAGCAGGAAACCCUCACUAAACUGGUAGAAGCAAGGGCCAAAGCAACUUCGGUAAACGUAAACGCGGAUAACCUUACCCCGGAGAACAUGGCUAAAUUUCAACAGGCACAGGGCGAAUUAACGGGUUCUUUAAGUCGCCUGCUGGCAGUAGUGGAAAACUACCCCGACCUGAAAGCCACCCAGAAUUUUACCCAGUUGCAAAACCAGCUGGAAGGUAUAGAAGGUAAUAUAAAGAAUGCCCGUAUGCAGUUUAACAAUGAAAUCAACACCUAUAAUACCAAGGUACGCUCCUUCCCCAUGAACCUGCUGGCAGGCAUGUUUGGCUUCUCGCAGAAAGAAGGAUUCAAAGCUGACCCGGGUAGCGAAAACGCACCAAAAGUGGAUUUCUCUAAAUAG
Messenger RNA from Ostertagia ostertagi, 546 nucleotides. Lineage: Eukaryota; Metazoa; Nematoda; Chromadorea; Rhabditida; Trichostrongylidae. The record is from the annotation of a GenBank genome assembly.